This is a messenger RNA of Manihot esculenta (cassava), 1467 nucleotides long. RefSeq lists its product as uncharacterized. Bases 131 to 1177 code for a protein of 348 amino acids. The transcript is spliced from 8 exons. NCBI's taxonomy places the organism in Eukaryota, Viridiplantae, Streptophyta, Magnoliopsida, Malpighiales, Euphorbiaceae. The record is from RefSeq and is a predicted model, not a curated record.
CUCAGUUUCAGCCGCACAUCCUGCCAAAAUCGUAAAUGGGGUUGUAUCCAAUAUCGUCUCUGCACUUGUUAAGUGCCUCUGGUCUCUCAAAUCCAACACUAAAACAGAUACAGCUGUCUCUAGCAGUUCGAUGAUGAAAUUUGAAGAUGGAUACACGGUGGAGACGGUGUUUGAUGGAAGUAAGCUUGGAACUGAACCAUACUCAGUUGAGUUAUCUCCAAGUGGAGAGCUUCUGGUUUUGGAUUCAGAGAACAGUAAUAUUUACAAGAUCCCAACACCAUUAUCUAGAUAUAGAAGGCCCAAGCUGAUUGCUGGAUCAUCUGAAGGGUACACUGGACAUGUAGAUAGGAGGCUAAGAGAAGCAAGAAUGAACCACCCGAAAGGCCUUACAGUCUAUGACCAAGGAAACAUAUAUAUAGCAGACACAAUGAACAUGGCUAUCAGAAAGAUAAGUGAUGGAGGGAUUACAACUAUUGCAGGUGGAAAAUGGGUUGAUGGAGAUGAUCAUGUUGAUGGUCCAAGUGAAGAUGCAAAGUUUUCAAAUGAUUUUGAUGUGGUUUAUAUUGGAAGUAGCUGCUCUCUUUUUGUUAUAGAUCGAGGAAACCAGGCAAUUCGAGAGAUUCAACUCCAUGAUGAAGAUUGUAGCUAUCAAUAUGAUGAUAGUUUCCACUUAGGGGUAGCAGUGCUAGCUGCUGCAGCAUUCUUUGGUUACAUGGUAGCAUUGUUGCAGCGCAGGGUUCAAGCACUAUUUUCCUCCAAUUAUGAUUCAACAGCUUAUAUAAAGAAAGUUGCACUAAAUGCACCAUACCAAGGUCCUCCAAAAUCAGUCAGCCCGCUUUCAGUUACAAAUGAAUGUGAAGGUGAGAAACCUGACGGGGGUGUUUUUGGUUCCAUUGGGAGGCUUGUGUUCAACAGCAAUACCAGUACCAGCAACAUCUCCAACAUUCAAAUGCAUGGCCAACAGCAUCAGCAUCAUCAGAGGCAUUGUACAUCUAAACCAAACACAUACUAUGAAAAGAGCUGUGAGACAAAUGAGAUUGUGUUUGGGGCUGUUCAAGAGCAGGAUGGCCGGCGUGAAGCUGUGGUGAUAAAGGCUGUUGAUUAUGGAGAUCCUCUGUAUAAUCACCAUAUUAUUGGACCUCGAAUUAACUAUGUUGGUUACACUCAUGGGUACUGAUAAUACCCUUGAGUUAUGAAUUGAACAAAAGAAUUUUUUGAGCUUUACAUGUGAGAGCUAUGAAGAUGAGUAUGAAAGGUAAUAGAGGAAGAAGGAAAAACUUGCCUAGACCGAGUCUACAGUGGAUAAAAGAGCUUGUUGUUGAUGUUCUACUCUAUGAAUGCUUUUUGUUCGUAAACUGGGAAUUGUAAAAUACAUCUCCUUCCAACUUUUUACACGUGCGAUACGUGUUUUGUGAUUAUAUGGUACGGAUACGAACAGGAAUAUAUAUGGUAAUUUUUUAAAUUGCA